CCGCGCAUGAGCAGUGCUGCUCAGAGCCCGCCAGCCACGGUCUCGGGCGCCAGCUACGCCGCUGCCGCUGUCACUAUGGCCCAUUACAAAGCCGCCGACUCGAAGCGGGAGCAGUUCCGGAGGUACUUGGAGAAGUCGGGGGUGCUGGACACGCUGACCAAGGUAUUGGUAGCCUUAUAUGAAGAACCAGAGAAACCUAAUAGUGCUUUGGAUUUUUUAAAGCAUCACUUAGGAGCUGCUACCCCAGAAAAUCCAGAAAUAGAGCUGCUUCGCCUAGAAUUGGCAGAAAUGAAAGAGAAAUAUGAAGCUAUUGUAGAAGAAAAUAAAAAACUGAAAACAAAGCUUGCUCAGUAUGAACCACCUCAGGAGGAGAAGCGUGCUGAAUAGGAAUCUUCUCAAUUGAAAAGACACUGACAAAAUGGUUUUGUAUGACUUGAAUAGUUUGUAUAGUAUAAUCUUUUCUGAACAGAUGCUAUAGAACUCUUUUAAUAUGUUGAAUUCACCUACCACACUUUAACUGUUAUAAACACGUAUACUUAGAAUCACCAAUAAAAACUCAAUAUAACUUUCUUUGGGUCUUAAAAGCAGGAGAAUCCAAAGUGAAUCCUGAAAAAAAAUCUAAACACAGCCAUCUAAUUCAUUACCUUAAAAGACAUUCUGUUUAUUAGUCUGACUAGGAAUGAUGGUACUGGUGGUAUUUUAGCCAAGGAAGUUCAGCAUGGAGCUGUUCCUUGGUUUAGUUCAGGAUAUGAGCACAGGUACCUUCAUUCUUUAAAAUGAAGCCGACACUGUUGUUUAUAUCCUCUGUAGGCAGCUGGAAAGAUGUGUGUGACAGAAGAUGCUUUUGCACGGGUUCCCAUGAAUCUUCUGCUCUUGUUUAUAUAACGUGGAACAAAUAACUCUUCUUUGCCACCACUCUGCCUUAGAUAACUGUGUGUGUGCCAGUGUGAACUCUGACACCACGUGUCCUUCUAUGCAAUCAUGCCCUACCUGAUAACGUUGCCUUGCUUUGCUCUGUGCUUCAGUGGGUCCUAGCUGCACAUUGGCCUGUGUUGUUUUUCGAUUUGCCAUACUAGCAGUUAUCCUGACUGUAAUUUAUAAUAACUUAAAGCAGGAUCACACUGUUCCCCUGCCUUACUUGUUGCUUAGCUGAGCACAGAACAGAGGCAAUCUAAAAUUCUGGGUUCAUGCACAAGCUGGGAUAAGAAGGGGAAUGAGCCAUAUAUCGUGGAAAAUUAUAGUUUGCGGGUAUAAUUAUACAGUGCUUUUUCCCCCUCAAAGUAUUUUUCUAGCCUUGAAUUCAUUUUAUCUUCAUUAUCCCUGUGAAGUAGGUAGGGCAAGUAUGAGGGGAGGUUGGGUGCUGAAUUUUUAGGCCAAAGACUGAUAUUAAUACAAAUUAUUUACUAACUGUAGAACCUUGGGCACAUCAGUCAACUGCUCUGAGAUUCACUUUCCUCAUAUGUUAAAUGAGAAUAGUAUCUGUGCUGCCUACCUCACAGGGUUGUUGUGAGGGUCAAAUGGAAUGUAUGUGAAGAUCUGUAAAUGGUAAAGCACUAUAUUCUUGUUUGUUAGUCUUUUUCCUUUCUUUUAGAAGACCUACAAUCAGGUGUUUCAUUUUAUUGGUCACUUAUUUUCCUUAUUGCUGACUGACAUUAUUAAGAAUCCUGUUUCAUAUAUUCUAACCCUAUUGUUAGAGAACUCGUCUUUACGCUUUGGUCAAAACACACGUAGAAAACAAAGCGAACCGAUGACAGCUGAUUUAACUAGCAAGAGCGUCAGCACUUGCUGGAAACUGUGACCAGGCUAAUUGUAAGGGCAUUUUAAUCAGUCAUGUUGGCAAGAAUGUGGCAAUGGUCUGUCUCUUUUAGUCACAAGUUCGUUUUUGGAGGGGGGCCAGACACUACUGGAAGAACAUUCACUGGAAUUGGUUUAUCUUUUACCAAUUUGAGGGCCUCCUACAUGCUCAGCAGUGGGCUGAGUGCUGGGUAUUAUAAAGAUAAAUGACUUGAAAUUAGUUAUAAGACAUAUACAUAAGCAAUUACAAUGUGGGAUAGGAAGUGCUGAGAAUCAUAAUAAUAAAACAUGGCCCCAUGGGGAUUUUGGAAGGGAGGGAGACUUGGCUUCUUUAAGCAACUGGUAUGACAGCCCCUUUGUGGAAUACAGACAAGCAGGAUUUUUUUUUUUUUCUGGCAGCCAACCCUCAUUUGCUUUUUUCCCAUGGGACUAGUAUUAAUAUUUAUGUAACUCAGGUUACUGUCUCUUGUACUAUCCUUUUGGACAGAAUGGCAACCUGUGGGUUGGUUAACUGCACUUUUACGGAGGGCGGGGGGGAGCUGACCUGCUUCAACUGCUGUACCAGUCAGUGCUAUUUAAGAACUCAGAGUCAGCCUGGCCUCUGGAGAUCUUCUUCAUCAUUUCUAUCAAGGAUCUGGAUGAAGAGACUAUACAAGAAGUUGCUCAGUGGAGUAGAAAAAGGAUCUCAUCCAUUCAGUUCCUGCUGUACUUUAGCUGCCUUGUCCAUACAAUGUAGAUUUCAUAUCUUGCCUACCUCACAGGGUUGUUGUAAGGUUCAAAUUAAAUAUAAUGGAUGAAAA
Molecule: messenger RNA, 2594 nt
Organism: Lynx canadensis (Canada lynx)
Lineage: Eukaryota; Metazoa; Chordata; Mammalia; Carnivora; Felidae
Gene: MYCBP
Product: MYC binding protein
Exons: 5
Coding region: 7-387 (126 amino acids)
Biological process (GO): regulation of DNA-templated transcription
Cellular component (GO): nucleus
Molecular function (GO): transcription coactivator activity
Source: RefSeq, a predicted model, not a curated record